Entamoeba invadens IP1 is the source of this 798-nucleotide messenger RNA. RefSeq lists its product as hypothetical. Bases 1 to 798 code for a protein of 265 amino acids. The record is from RefSeq and is a predicted model, not a curated record. The transcript has a single exon. NCBI's taxonomy places the organism in Eukaryota, Evosea, Mastigamoebida, Endamoebidae.
AUGCAAUUAUUUCUGUGUAUUCUUCUUAUUGAAUCGUUUGUGUUAUCAAAGACUCUAUCUAUCAUUGUGGUAGCUGGUCCAAAGAAUCGACCCAUGUUAAAACGAUCGAUGCGUGAUCUUUCUGAAGCUCUCAAACAUCUCCCCAGAGACUUAUCAGUCCGCAACAUCUUCUUUAUACGAGGGUGUCAAAAUUGUACGUUCAGUGAUAUGGAUGACGUUGUUACUGAAUUUAGUUCAACAUUUGACAUAUCUAUAAAUGUGGAAGAACUGCACUUUAAUCCAAUAGAAAAGGAUGGCACGAAUUUCACUGACUGGGUCGCCGAAUUUUACUCGGCGACGGAUUUGCGAAAUGGAAAUCCUCGAUGGAAGUGGGACAGAUACUUGAAGCACAUGCGAAUCAAUUAUUAUUUUCUAAAUGGGUUACUUAAGGCUUUGAGUGAUGCUAAGUCGGACUAUUUCUUGUUUGCGGAAGACGACCAGACAUACAACUUACAUGCUUUUAAUGGGGUUCUGGAAUUGACAAAUCGAAGUAAGACAAGACGGUGUUACUCAAAAAUAGCGUAUCAAGGUCGUCGACCAAAAAAUGUCACUAAAUUCACAGUGCCUUCCGCUUUUGGUGCAUUUGGAACUUUGAGGUCGAGAGAAGAAGCACUUAUUUUUGUAAGGUUACUUAAGUUUGUCAAUAGAAGUGAGUCGGAAGAUACUCUUGCUGAAUUCUUCUGUAAAGCAUCUAAAGGUCAUGUCGAAGUAAAUCAUGUGUCAAGACACUUCGGGUGGGAUAAGAAGUUACCGUCUUAA